UCCAGUGGAUAUCUAUGUGAUAACCCUCACCAUUUUUGGUAUAAAAGCUGACUGACGUUCAGGUGGCUGUAUCAUUUUGAUUAUAAUCUUACUUGAGCAGUAAGUAUCAUAAAAAAUGAAGGUGUUCGUUGUAAUCGUCGCCCUGAUGGCGGUGGCUGCGGCCAGCCCUCUCGCCAGGAACGCCAAAGUGUCCGACGCUGAGAUCGCCAUCAUCGUGGCUGCCAUCCAGAGCCCCAGCACCGAUCCCGCUACCGCUGCCAUCCUUGAGGCCCAGCUCCAGGCCAUCCUCGCCGGAGGCAACCCCAUCGCCAUCAGCCCAGUGGUAAUCGACCCAACUCCCGCCAUUGUCGACAACGUCGAGCCCAUCGCCGUCGGCCCUGCCAUCAUUGACCAGCUCGCCCCUAUCGCUGUUGGUCCUGCUAUCGUGGAUUUCCCCGUCGAGGUGGCCCCUAGCCCCGUCAUUGUUGCUCCCAGCCCCGUUGUGGUUGAGCCCGUGCCCGUCCUCAACCCCAAGCCCACUCCCCCCGCCGCCGUCGUCGAGCCUUCCCCUGUUGCCACCCUCCCCGAUUCCGCUGCCGUAUCCACCGUGUCAGCGUCUCUUGUCCAGAUCAUCCUGAACAUCAAUCAGGCCGCGACUACCCCUGUAGUUCCCCCUGCAGUUGCGGAGGCUCCCAUCGCCGUUGACCCCGUCACCGUCGUCGACCACGUCCCCGUCGACCCCUCCCCCGUGAUCGUGGCCCCCGCCCCCGUGGAUCCCGUCGUCGUUGUGGACCAGCCCUCUAUCAUCCCCGACCCCGUGGUGCUCCCCACCCCCGUGCUUCCUGAGGUGGUCCCCGAGCCCGUGGUUCUCCCCGCCCCCGUCCUCCCCGAGAUUAUCCCCGCCCCCGUGGUCCUCCCCAGCCCCGUGCUGCCGGAGCCCGUCGUCAUCCCUGAGGCCGUCAUCACCCUCCCCGAGGAACUUAACUAAGCAUUUGAUGUGAGAAAUUCUCUGAUGAUCACAUUCCACUGUUAUAGGGAUGUUCGGACUUUGUAAAAACACCUUGAAACGCUUGUAUGUCCAACAAACAAACAAAUAAAUUUAUGUGAAUAAAGAUCUGGUCCCAAU
Messenger RNA from Plodia interpunctella (Indianmeal moth), 1105 nucleotides. Its product is annotated as calphotin-like. NCBI's taxonomy places the organism in Eukaryota, Metazoa, Arthropoda, Insecta, Lepidoptera, Pyralidae. The record is from RefSeq and is a predicted model, not a curated record. Bases 116 to 967 code for a protein of 283 amino acids. The transcript has 2 exons.